Messenger RNA from Ramularia collo-cygni, 576 nucleotides. RefSeq lists its product as uncharacterized. Lineage: Eukaryota; Fungi; Ascomycota; Dothideomycetes; Mycosphaerellales; Mycosphaerellaceae. The record is from RefSeq and is a predicted model, not a curated record. The transcript is spliced from 3 exons. The coding region runs from base 1 to 576 and encodes 191 amino acids.
AUGACGCCACGGCCGGUCGUUCUUACCCACAACAGAUUAAAACAAAACUUCUUCAAGAAGCGAUUGCAGAAACACUUCUUCUUCAUAACCACCCAGGCUCUUGAACCAUUUUCCAAAAUCGAAAACCACCAACCGAAAUCCAACAAACCACCCAAUUCAGCAAUCAUGUCUGGAACCGAAGCCACCUACAACAUCACCAAGGAAGACGUCCGCGACGCUCAGGCCCGUGAAUCCAGAGCAAAUGGAGGUGUGAUCCCAGCCGACAGCACCGCCGCCGGCCUUCAAUCCAUCGUCGACACCGCCGAUAAGAACAAGAGCCAAGUCAUCUCGGAGCGUCAAUCCAACCUGCCCCUCCCAGAACAGCCACCAAAGACCUCGGACUUCAACUCCAAUGAUGCGAGCACCGUGAAUGUGGGUUCUGGUGGCAUUUCGGGUGCUUCGGAUGGUGCGUUGAGGGAACCUGCUGCUGGACAGGCACUGCCGACUGGAAGGGAAGUCGAUGGAAAGUUGCCGAAUGAUGCUGUUGCUCAAGGGAGUAAGAACAAGGCCGGGUUGGCCGAUACUACCAACAACUAA